Molecule: messenger RNA, 1407 nt
Organism: Phycomyces blakesleeanus NRRL 1555(-)
Lineage: Eukaryota; Fungi; Mucoromycota; Mucoromycetes; Mucorales; Phycomycetaceae
Exons: 3
Coding region: 36-1097 (353 amino acids)
Molecular function (GO): phosphatase activity
Source: RefSeq, a predicted model, not a curated record
CUCUAUUCUUAUUGUUAAUAUCAAUAUUUUACAUCAUGUCUGAAUAUCAACAACAGCAAGGCCAGUACGCUUCUACUCCUGUCAUCCAGGAGCCAGUCAACCCUGCCGAAUCCGGAGACAACUACGACUUGGCAAUGCAGUUCGCCAACCGUCUCAACACCGGCUCAGACAGCCCUCGCGGUCAGCAAGACUCUGCCUCCGUUCGUAAGGACUGGGCUCUCUUGCGUGAUCCCGUUCUCCACAGCGAGCGUCUUGAUUCGAUCCGCUCCAAGAAGGGUUAUAUUAUUGAUAUGGAUGGUGUUAUCUACCACGGAACUAAAUUGCUUCCUGGUGCCAAGGAAUUGGUUGAGUUCUUGAUGAAGAACAACAAGAAGUUCCUCUUCUUGACCAACAACUCUGCCCCCACUCCCCGUGAGUUGCAGCAGAAGCUCAGCCGUCUAGGUAUUGAGGUUUCAGAGGAUCACUUUUUCACUGCUGGUCAGGCAACUGCCCUCUUCCUCAAGUCCCAGAUGCCCGAGGGUGGAACCGUCUACGUUAUUGGUGAGCCCGGUCUUUCUUAUGCUCUCUACGACAUGGGUUUCUUCAUGAACGACCACAACCCCGACUACGUUGUCUUGGGUGAAGGUCCUUCGUACGAUUACGGCAAGCUCACCAAGGCCAUCCAGUUGGUCGAAAUGGGCGCCAAGUUGAUCGCCACCAACCUCGAUCUCGAGAACCUUGAUUCCCAGGGUAAGAAGCUCCCAUCCUGCGGUGCCUUUGCUGCCAGCGUUGAGCUUGUCACCAAGACCAAGGCAUUCUUCUGCGGUAAGCCUUCCGCCUUGAUCAUGCGUUAUGCACAGCGCGUGCUCGGUUUGAGCCGUCUGGAGACCUGUAUCAUUGGUGAUCGUAUGGACACCGACAUCAUUGCUGGUAUCACCUCUGAAAUCGAUGCUGUCCUCGUACUCUCGGGUGUCACUGCUAUGGAAGAUCUUCCCUCUUUCGCCUACCGUCCUUUCCUCAUCCUCGGCGGUGUCUAUGAGAUCCCUGAUGAUGAUGACAAGCAUCUUGUCACUGACAGCCAGCACGAAGAGGCUACCCGUCGCGCUUCUUACCUUUAAAGAUCUAUAUACAUAACAAACAAACGAUACUAGAAAGGACAAGAACAUAAUAAUCCCUUAUACUCCUUUUCUUUCUGUCUUUAUAUGGCAAAAGAAGAAAUAAGAGCAACACAGUAAAUAGUCAUCAAAUUAUCUUACUCUUCAUUUCUUUCUUUAAACCAAAACCCACUAUCUAUCCCUAUCACACCAUCCCUACCACCAUCACUAUUAUCCAUGUCUUAAAAUCACCGUUUUGUACAGAAUAAAAAAAAAAUUUAAAAAAUAAAACAAAAUAAUAAAUUGUGACUAGAUAAGAUCUUUGCAUAAUCGG